CACCAGGCAGACAGAGGUGUUAAUCGAAUGCAGCACCAACACCACCCAAGUGCCACGCCAAGCAUUUUCUAGUUUGUUUAUUAUUAUAAGAAGCACCGUUUUAAUAAUACAAACAGUAAAUUUUCAUUUUUUGCUGCUGUUGUUGUUGUAGAUCCUACAGGGGAUGAACCUGAAGGUGCCCAGUGGUAAGAUGAUCGCUCUGGUGGGAGCCAGUGGUUGCGGGAAGAGCACCACCAUUCAACUGCUGCAGCGCUUUUAUGAUCCAGACUCCGGAGAGGUGACCCUGGACGGUCGAGAUAUCCGCACUUUAAACGUCCGUUGGUUGAGGGAGAACGUGGGCAUCGUGAGCCAGGAGCCCGUACUCUUCGGCACCACCAUAGCCGAGAACAUCCGCUACGGUCGUGAGGACGCCACCGAUGAAGAUAUUGAGCGAGCUAUCAGAGAGGCCAACGCCUACGAGUUCAUCUCCAGACUUCCAGACAAGUUGAACACUAUGGUAGGAGAGCGAGGUGCUCAGCUCAGCGGUGGGCAGAAGCAGAGAAUCGCCAUCGCUCGAGCUUUGGUGAAAAACCCUAAAAUCCUCCUGCUGGAUGAAGCCACGUCAGCCCUGGACACACAGAGUGAAUCCAUCGUCCAGGCUGCUUUAGAUAAGGCAAGAGCAGGUCGGACCACCAUAGUGAUCGCUCACCGACUGUCCACCAUCCGCACGGCUGAUGUCAUUGCCGGAUUCAAAGAUGGUCAAGUGGAGGAGCAGGGAACCCACAAAGAGCUCAUGAACAGGAAAGGAGUUUAUUACUCUCUCAUCAUGCAACAGUCUGCCGGGAGACCAGACACCGACACUUACGAAAACGAGGACGACGAGGACGACAGCGAUCCAGAAGGGGAAGAGUUCGACUGGUCAUCUGACGAGCCUAAAGACCUGGUGGAGGUGACGAUAGAAAACGGUGGUUUAGAGAGAAACUCGAUAAGACGCAGCACGACGCUUCACAGGACGACAUCCAACAGAACAUCAAAGAAAAAAAAGAGAAAGUUCAGAUCCAAAAAGGAGAAGAAGGAAAGAGAAGAAGUUCAAGAUGUCCCUUUCUUCACGAUCCUGUCUCUAAACAAACCUGAGUGGCCCUACUUGGUGAUUGGCAUUGUGGCCAGCAUUAUAGGGGCAGCUGUGUACCCCUGUGUGGCUAUCCUCUUUUCCAAAAUCAUUGGUGUGUUUGCUGAGGUUGAUCUUGACGUGAAGCGACAGAAGACCCUGAUGUUCUCUCUUCUGUUCCUCCUGGUUGGAGCUGUGGCGCUCGUCACCAUUUUCUUUCAGGGUUAUAUGUUUGGUAAGUCUGGAGAAAUUUUAACCAUGAGGCUGAGGAGUCAGGCGUUCCAGUCUAUUUUAAGACAGGACAUCGCCUGGUUUGAUGACCACAACAACGCAGUGGGAGUCCUCACGACCAAAUUAGCAACAGACGCAUCACUGGUUAAAGGGGUAACAGGAUCCAGACUCGGCUUGGCUGCCAACACGAUCUUUUGCCUUGGCAUUGCUAUAAUCGUGGCCUUCGCCUACUGCUGGCAGCUUACUCUUCUUAUCCUGGCCUGUGUCCCUUUUCUCACCGGAGCCCAUUUUGUCCAGAUGAGAACCAUGGGGGGUCACGCUUCUAAAGACCAAAGUGCGCUGGAGAUGUCUGGAAAGAUUUCCACAGAAACUGUUGAAAACUUUCGGACUGUGGUGGCGUUAACAAAAGAACCGGUUUUCUUCAGAAUGUUCACCGAGGCCCUCAGUAAACCGUACAGGUCGGCUUUAUGUAAAGCCCCGAUUUACGGACUGACUUUUGCGUUUUCGCAAUCGAUCCCUUUUUUUGUCAACUCUGCAAUUUUCCGAUUCGGAGCCUGGCUGAUCGCCCACUGCUACACUGAAUAUGAGAACGUUUUCCUGGUGUUCUCUGUGAUCUUCUUCGCUGCCAUAAGCAUCGGACAGUCGUCGUCAUUCGCUCCAGACUUCGCCAAAGCUAAAGUGGCAGCCUGGAGAAUCUUAAAGUUGCUUGAGAAAAAACCCGAGAUCGACAUCUACAGCGAGGAAGGAGACAAACCAGGGAGCUUUGCAGGAGAUGUAGAAUUCCGCGACGUGCACUUUAACUACCCGACACGCCCGAACGUGAAGAUUCUGCAGGGUCUGAACGUGUCCGUGGCUCAGGGACAGACGCUGGCGCUGGUAGGAGAAAGCGGCUGUGGGAAGAGCACCUCAGUCCAACUGCUGGAACGCUUCUACAACCCAGCCAGCGGCCAAGUGUUCGUGGACGGAGUGGACACCAAGCAGCUCAACCUGGCCUGGCUACGAGCUCAGAUGGGACUGGUCUCUCAGGAGCCCAUUCUGUUCGACUGCACCAUCGCUGAGAACAUCCAGUACGGUGACAACAGCCGCGUGGUCGGCCAGGAGGAGAUCGAGCAGGCCGCGAGGAACGCCAACAUCCACGACUUCAUUGUGGGCCUGCCAGAGAAAUAUAACACGCGUGUGGGAGAUAAAGGUACUCAGCUGUCUGGAGGGCAGAAACAGAGGAUCGCUAUCGCUCGAGCUCUGGUCCGCCAGCCUAAAGUCCUGCUGCUGGAUGAAGCCACUUCAGCCCUGGACACGGAGAGCGAGAAAGUUGUGCAGAAAGCUCUGGAUGAUGCUCGUCAGGGUCGGACCUGCAUCGUCAUCGCUCACCGUCUGACCACCGUCCAGAAUGCGGACAUCAUCGCCGUCAUUAAGAACGGACAGGUUGCCGAACAGGGCACCCACAGCCAGCUAAUGGCCACGCAAGGAGCGUACUACGCCCUCUUGAAUAUCCGAUCGGUUCGUGAAAACCUUAUGAACGGUUCUUUAUGUUUUGAAGAUUUUAUUAGUGAAAUAAGAUUCCCCCGACAACACUGCUCACGUUCACGCUGUAUUUAAUCUACCUGCAUUUCUUUCCUUAAGAAAAGUUCAGUUUCUUUUAGUUUAAAAAUAUUUCUCUCAGAGAGCGACCGCUAGCAUACCGGCUCAGUCCUCACACAACCAAAGACUCGGCACUGAGUCUUCUUCUUCUUCUUCUGUGAUUUUUAUUGGCAGUUUGCAUUCUCUGUGCAUUACCGCCAUCCACUGGACUGAUGUGUGAUCACUUUAGGACUUCAUGUUAAU
Messenger RNA from Trichomycterus rosablanca, 3139 nucleotides. RefSeq names its product ATP-dependent translocase ABCB1-like. Gene Ontology annotation, cellular component: membrane. Bases 164 to 2914 code for a protein of 916 amino acids. The transcript is spliced from 18 exons. Lineage: Eukaryota; Metazoa; Chordata; Actinopteri; Siluriformes; Trichomycteridae. Gene Ontology annotation, molecular function: ATP hydrolysis activity; ATP binding; ABC-type oligopeptide transporter activity. Gene Ontology annotation, biological process: transmembrane transport. The record is from RefSeq and is a predicted model, not a curated record.